Messenger RNA from Cyprinodon tularosa, 611 nucleotides. RefSeq names its product centrosomal protein 19 (gene cep19). Gene Ontology annotation, cellular component: centrosome; centriole; spindle pole. Lineage: Eukaryota; Metazoa; Chordata; Actinopteri; Cyprinodontiformes; Cyprinodontidae. The transcript is spliced from 2 exons. Gene Ontology annotation, biological process: trans-Golgi to periciliary membrane compartment transport; microtubule anchoring at centrosome. Bases 9 to 485 code for a protein of 158 amino acids. The record is from RefSeq and is a predicted model, not a curated record.
UAAAGAAAAUGGGUUUAGAGGCCAAACGCUGCGGAGUUGUGUUCAGUCCUCCUUCAAUACUGCUUAUUUAUGUCCAAACGGAAACCAAAAAGAUCAGGAAAAGAUCCAUACCGGUGCGAGAUUUCUCUAAAUAUUCUGACUGCAGCAUGGCGGCUGAAAGAUUGAAAAACCAGCCAAGGCACCGCGAGUAUCUGGAUCAAGUACCUCAAAGUCAGUUGGAGAAACUCCUGAUGAUCCUGCGAGAUCACAUGCGCGGUCUGAGCCUGGAGGAAAGUCUUGCUUCGUUCCAACUGGACCCAGAGGAAGAUCUGAACAAGCUAGAUGACGAGGAGUUAGCGCGCAAAAAGGGUCAGAUGGACACACUGUUUGAGAGGAACCGCAAGUGGAAAGAUGACCCGGACUUUGUGUAUAACCUGGAGGUGGAGUUUGACAAACCCAGUCAGGAAAAGUGCAGCUGGGACGAAGAAUCGGAUGAUGAAUUUUAAAAACUCUUUAAGAAUUUAGUUCAAAAAUCCACAGAAAAAACCCAAAAACAAGACUCUUCCAAAGCUUGUACCAGAAGCUUUAUUGUGUUAACUCUAAACUCAAUAAAGAAGCUUUUCCUCCACUUA